AGGAGUAAAAACGAAUAUGAUUAUUGAUUCGGGAGCAACUUGCAAUAUUAUCGACAAAAAGUGCUGGAAGCGACUGAGAGACAGUAAAAUUCGGUGCAGAUUGUAUCAUUCGGAAAAAAGGCUGUAUCCGUAUGGAAGCCGUCAACCGCUGAAGAUAGUGGGAGCAUUUAGGACGGAGGUACAACAAGCCGAUAAGAGAUUAGCAGUGGAAGCGGAGAUAAUCGUCUUGGAUGGAAAAGGUGGAGCAGUGCUAGGGAAGAAAACUGCGAUGGAUUUAGGAGUACUCAGCAUAGGACCAGGGGCCGUCAGAACUGUUGAACAACAGGAUGUUAUUGGAGAAUUCGGUAACAUGUUUAAAGGAAUUGAAUUACUGGAUGCAGACAUCAUUGAAAGGGUGGAAAGCCCUACGCCAUGGGUUUCACCAGUUCGCAUAGUACCAAAGGGGGAAAGCGGAUGAUGGAGGCUGUGCAUAGA
Molecule: messenger RNA, 474 nt
Organism: Temnothorax curvispinosus
Lineage: Eukaryota; Metazoa; Arthropoda; Insecta; Hymenoptera; Formicidae
Exons: 2
Coding region: 17-457 (146 amino acids)
Source: RefSeq, a predicted model, not a curated record